This is a messenger RNA of Lactuca sativa (garden lettuce), 771 nucleotides long. RefSeq lists its product as uncharacterized. The record is from RefSeq and is a predicted model, not a curated record. Gene Ontology annotation, molecular function: DNA-binding transcription factor activity. Lineage: Eukaryota; Viridiplantae; Streptophyta; Magnoliopsida; Asterales; Asteraceae. Gene Ontology annotation, biological process: regulation of DNA-templated transcription.
AUGGAGAUGGAGGUGGCAGAUGGUGGUGGUGAUGGAUGGUUGUCAAAAUCGGUGGUUAUGGGGAGAUCGUUUGCAUUGUAUAUUGAUCUGAAUGGGGAACCUGUAGACAUGAGUCUCUCUGAGUUUCUUGUGCAUCUGUCAACAAUGGAUAAUGACUCCAAGAAAGUGAACGAGGUCGUUGACUUUAUUCUUAAUUUAGAAGAAGAAUUGCGCACUAUAGCUUCCUCAGAAUAUCAGUUACCCAACUGCAUGCGCUUUUUAAAAGAUGCUAUUGCUACUCUUCAAAAUGAGAAAUGGAAGUGUGCAAGAAGAAUUAAAAAGAAAGAAACCAAAUUGCUAGAGAGUAAUUUAGAUAUAGCAAGAGGCACCCGGGACAACAAUGAAAAUAAAAACAUGAAUGAAAAACAAAUUGAUGAUAUAUCUGCUCAUUCGUUUCUCGAAAACGAGGCCUCGUCAGAUACUUUGGAUCUAAUAAGAUCCGAGUCAUCUCUUCAAGACGAGGUGCUUGAACCAAUUGUUCAACCCGAAUAUAUUAGACCCGACCCAAAUGUUGUCCUGGAAGUGACCCGGAGGCAAAGGAUGGUUUGGUCCGCGAAUCUUCAUAGAAAGUUUAGGUUUGCUGUGGAGGCGCUUGGUGGGCCUAAAGAAUUUUCUACUGUGACUGUGGAGGUUUUUCAAUUGGCAUUUGGCAAGUGCUUAGAAAUUAUUUACAAGCUCACAACAUCAGCAUCACAGGCAGCCAACAACAGGAGAGCACACCUUUUAAUUUAG